AUGCACCCUGCUGCAAAAAUCCCACAGGGUAGAAGCAAGGGGCAGCAAAGGUCCAUGCCUAACUCUCCCCUGGAAUCACCAACACUUCAGCCUGUUCCAGCACCACCUACUUGGGAAGACUGUCCUGAUAAUACUUAUGAGCAAGACCAAGGCUCAUUCGAGCCUUUGCAGCUUCCAAAAACAAUGGCAAGUGAAUGCAGGAAUCAUAUCUGCAUCACCUCCUGGAUCGAGAAGCUCCUCCAGAAGAUAGGAGAUGUGUCGUCUGCGAUCAGGAUGGGGUCUACAAAUGUCAAGAUUGUCUUGGGGAGCCACUCUAUUGCACGGAUGUUGCAGGAGGUCAACAUCGUUGCAAUCCUUUCCACUGGAUCAGUCAAUGGAAUGGUCAGUUCUUCGAGCAAAGUUGUCUCGCUCAUGUGGGAUUUGUUCGAAGGAGAUGAACCCGAGGACCAGCUUGAGCCUGAAGAUCUACCAUCUGUGUCGGGACCAGAGUUCCAGCCUAAGGAAAACACCAUGGUCAUCGUCGACAAGUCCGGAGUUCAUCGCCUCGAGAAUGCUGGCACCUCCACAAUGAACUAUUACAGCAAGCUCCGGCGAAUGACCUCCAGCAUGUUUCCUCACCUUGUUCCGGCACUUGGCAAGGACCGAUACAGAGAGCUCAUGAGAGUCGCUCGACAGUGGAGGCAGUUGAAGACCAUGAAAUGGCAUGGCUUCGGUCAUCGUUCCAAUGCCCCGAAUGCCGGAGAUCUCACAUUGUUUUGCCCGACAUGUCCUCAGCCUGGGAUCAACAUAUCCUUGUCAGGGAAUGAAACACUUGAUGAAUGGGCUGGGGUUCAUGGUGGGAAAGGACAGCUGCAACAAUCACCGGGCGGUAAAUCAAGCAAAUGCGACUCGGCACAAGCUGGACUCGACGGGUAUCAGGGGAGUUGCUUGUGCCCGCCACAGCUGCUUUGUGCCUCAUGUGAUGGUCGAUUUCCAGAAAGACAAAUGAACAUGGAUUACGCCCUUUGCGAGGCUGCCCAGCACAACAUGGAAGGCAUUACCAGGGCUGUCACCUUUUAUGACAUCAACUGUCAAUACAACAAGCACCUCCGGGUUCGGGUGGAUCGAAGCCGAUUUCUUGAAAUGGUACCGGAAUUGACCAUCAUCCCCGGCAUCGGUUUGUGGCACGUGCAUGGACAUCAAGACAGCUGCUAUGUCCGAUAUGCAUCGAAUUUCAUUGAAGGCAUUGGCCAGAUAGAUGGAGAGAUCAUGGAGACUCUCUGGGCACGUCUGAACCUAAUUUCCCCCGCUGCUUGGGGAAUGUCGUCCCCUCAUCGACAGGAAUGUCUCGAUUUUCAGAUGAACAAUUCCAACUUCUGCAAGAUGAUCUGCAUGAAAAGGACCCUUUGCCAUAAAUACAAGCAGGCAAAAAAUUGCAUCACCGAAAGUGAAAAGGCUUUCGACAGACUUGAUAAAGCAGCACCUGCCAAUUUGAAGACAGAAUGGUUGGCCAACGAGAUGAUCGCUCAAUCCAGCAGAAUAAAUGAUCCUGCGGCGAUGGAUGUUUACAAGAUAAAUAUCAAGAAGAAGGGAUUCGAUGGAGAUGACGAUCAUGACGAUCAUGACGACUUGAACGUAGACAUCCUAGAUGAUCUCAAUGAUGACCUGGAAGAUUUUACUGAGACAUCUGAUACAUGGAUGAACUCGCCCGAGCUCAUUGCGAUCCCAUUGCCAUCAAACCUUGGGGUGACAUCAGUGCAGCAGGCUGUCUCCCUGCAUGCAAGUAUAUAUACCAAGACCAGGACACAAAUGAUGAAACUUGACACAGGGCAUGGCCAACUUCAGAAGUACAAACCCCUGCUUUGCGAGCAGCUCAAAGUCAGCACUGCCGUGGAUGAUCCGAAUGCCCAUGGUCAACGAAAUGAAUCCCUCACAUGGUUCUGGUCCAUUGAGGUCGACAUGCAUGGUCCAGAUCAAUCAUGGAAUGAGGAAUUCCCGGGAAUUGGCUGGUGUGAUACUCCUGCAUCAGCCAUGCCUGAAUUAUAUCCUUCUCCUGCAUCCACUUCUGACAAUGAGAAUUCCCUCAAUGAGUACCGGCCCCUCACUCUCACUCCUGCAGACAUUUCAGCUACUAUGUCAAUGUCUGCAUCGCACAUCCGCACAUCCGCGCAUCCAUCUCCCAAUAUCAGGUGGAGGCUGCAAACAACAAUCCUCCAGUACUCAGCUGCCAGGAACAUCAUUUUGGUCGUUCCCAGCCCUAUUGCUCAUAUUCUUCAUUUGAUUCCCAGUCACACCUGGAACACAGUUCCGGAUCACAUCUUUUCCUAUCACAUCUGUUUGUUUCAUGACGUCGCAGAUCCCAGAGAUCCAUCCUGGAUCGUAUCCGGCUAUGAUACCCCAUGGUGGAUGGGAGAAACUGCAAUCCUGUAUGAACCAUGGCAAUGGGAUCGGGUGAUGACUUACUGUAUCUUUCACUACCAGCAUUGGCUAGAUGGCAUUGAGAAUGAUGGUCUGACAAUUCCGGAGCAGGUGGAUCAUACCUCAGUUCCAUCACUGAUGGGACUUGAGGUGGAUUAG
Suillus bovinus is the source of this 2556-nucleotide messenger RNA. RefSeq lists its product as uncharacterized. Lineage: Eukaryota; Fungi; Basidiomycota; Agaricomycetes; Boletales; Suillaceae. The record is from RefSeq and is a predicted model, not a curated record. The coding region runs from base 1 to 2556 and encodes 851 amino acids. The transcript is spliced from 14 exons.